AUGAAGAUUGCAGUAAGGCAUUUGGAGAAGGCAUUUCUGAGAGCACGAGUAAUGGAGAGGGAUGAGCACCACUUUGUAGAGGCAAAAUCAUUUGCGAGAGCACUUUAUAGCAACCGGGUGUCUAGCUGCUCGAUUGUGUCCACAGAGAAGGCAGAUGUCUAUAUUUCAGACUUUGGGUUGUCCAGAUGGAUGGAGCAGUCGAGCUGGAUGCAGUACAUUGAGAGAUCAGCCUUGAGGGGCGCCCUGAGCUACAUCCCGCCUGAAAUGUUUCUCCACAGCACCAGGCCUCCAGGAACCGAAUACCAUGUGUAUAGCUCUGGGAUUGUCAAUUGGGAGGUUCUUAUGCCAUAUUCAGGAGCCAACAUGAUGGCCAUCAUAGUUGGGACUUCAGCAGGCAGGCGGCCCUGCCUAGAGUCCAUCUGUGAUGAGUGGCCAGGGGAACACCAGCAGAUGGUUGACUUGCUGAAGAGGUGCUGGGACCAAGACCCCAAGAAAAGGCCACACUUCACAGAUAUCCCUGUGGAAACUGACAUGCUCCUGCCAUUAAUGCAAAGCCUUGUGAUGGAUCCGGAGAAUGAGCGCCUCGUCAGGAAGAUGUCUCACAAGCCCACCAGAUUUGGGAGCCAAAAAAAAGCACCAGUUCAGGAGAGAGUUCAGGAGUCCAAGGAGACCGCAUUCGACAUAGCCAUGAUUGGCAGCCAAGACUCAUCUCCCACGUUCCCCCACCAGCGAGGUCAAGGGCCUGGAGAGCUUCAUAAUGUCCAAGGAAGUCCGCAGGGCCAGGAAAAUGGCCUCACCCUGCUUCACCUCGUGGUGAUUCAAGGAAAUGUGGAGAAGCUGAAGUUUCUGUUGAGUCAGGAGGCCAAUGUGGACAUCCAGCUGGUCUGUGGCUACACCCCACUCCUUGUGGCUGUCCAGAAGAGGUCACCAGAGAUCUGCUCAGUUCUAAUAGAGCACGGUGUGGAUGUCAACAUGGCUGCCAAAGGCCGCUGUUCCCCUCUUCACUUCGCGGCUCAGAAUGGGGAUGACAGGAUUGUGCGCCUCUUGCUGGGCCACCAGGCGCAGGCAGACUCCCAAGAACAUGAAGGAUGGACUCCACUUCACUUGGCAUCCCAGAACAACUUCGAGAACAUGGCCCGGGUGCUGCUUUCCCGCCAGGCUGACCCCAGCUGCCAGGAGAACAUUGGGAGAACUGCCCUCCACGUGGCAGCUUGCUUCGGGCACAUCAGCCUUGUGAAACUCCUAGCUAGCCAAGGAGCUGACCUAGAGAGGAAGCAGAAGACCCACCAGACCCCACUGCACUUUGCACUGUAGUUCAGGGUGGUGCAAUACCUCCUGAAGAGUGGGGCAUCUGUCAACUGCCUGGAUGGGAAUCACUACAGUGCCUUGCACAUGGCUGCGGUGAAGGGGAAAUACCUGAUAUGGGAGAAAUUGAUCAAAUACAGGGCCAAUGUGGACUUGAGGAUGGACAAAGGGUGGACCCCUCUACACCUGGCUUGUUUUAAGGGCCACAUCGAAAUCAUCUGCCUGCUAAGAGACAACCAAGGAGGCCUGGACUGGACACCUCUUCACAUGGCCACCUGCUAUAGCGAAGAGUCUGUGGUCUGCGAGCUCCUGAGAAGCGGGGUGGACCCCAACAUCACUGAGAAAUCAGAGUGGACCCCUCUGCAGCUCGCUUUCCAGCGGGGUGCCUUCCUGAGCAUCAUCAACCUUCUGGAGCACAAAGCAGACAUCAUUGUUAAGAACAAGGCGGGUUGGACUCCCCUGCGCCUCGCUGUCCUCAGUGGCAAUGUGGCUAUCAUAAAGUCCUUAAUCAAGGCUGGUGCUGUGCUGGAUGUGGAGGACAUGACUGGCUGCACACCCCUCCAGCUGGCCAUUAGGAAUCAGAAGCAAAGCAUUGGACUUGCCAGUGAAUAACAUGGAGUGGUGAAAAAGCUUAAAACCGUGAGCUCCAAUUCACCUCUGACAUGGUCAACAGGUGGGAUGGAUUUGUAGAGUCACCAGCUCUUGUAAUUUUAUCUUGAG
Messenger RNA from Mauremys reevesii (Reeves's turtle), 2025 nucleotides. RefSeq names its product ankyrin repeat and kinase domain containing 1 (gene ANKK1). The record is from RefSeq and is a predicted model, not a curated record. Lineage: Eukaryota; Metazoa; Chordata; Testudines; Geoemydidae. Gene Ontology annotation, molecular function: RNA binding; protein kinase activity; ATP binding. Gene Ontology annotation, biological process: RNA processing; protein phosphorylation.